AUGAUUUUCAUGAGAAACAAUCUAAUCCAUGUUCGGAAAUUCAUCCUACCGACACUUUCGUUUGGAAUAAUUUUAUUUGCCUAUCAUUACUUUUAUAAAUCAUCGUAUAACCUACUGGAUUUGACCACGUCCAACAAGCUCAUACCGUCAAAUGCGUCCCGUGAUCAACAUAAUGGAACUUAUCUAUGGUCAUUACGUCUUGCUGAUGAGACUUAUUUCCGUAUAGCAAGUUUAUUACCAUGUCGAACUGCUGAAUAUGCUCGAGGAUCGCAGAGAUAUCAAAUGAGUACAUGUAGCAACUCCUCUACAAAUGAAUUCACCAUCGCAAAUACAUUACAAGCACAGAAAUGGCUAUUCGAUCAUCAGCAUCCGAGAAAUUGUUCGAAUAAACGAUUCGCUAUUAUUCGCAAAUUCGCAUGGUCAGGUUUUGGAUCAACAAUUCAUCAAAUUGCAUGGGCAUUUGGUAAAGCACUGACAGAUGAUCGAAUCGGUGUGUAUGAAACACCCGGUGAUUGGAUCUAUGGGAAUUGUAAAUCCAUCAAUCCAGAUUGUUUUUUCUUGCCAAUAACAAACUGUUCAGUUCCGACUGUUGUUGAUGGCACUCGAACGAUCUAUAUCAAUGCUAAUAUUGGUCAGUGGAAAGAUCCUGUUCAUCCACCUGUCUUUCAAAAUCGAACUUUCAACUGGUAUCGUGCGCAAUUGGUCUUUUAUCUCAUGCGUUAUAAACCUGAAACAUUGAUUGAAGUACAAAAGAUUAUCAAUGCAUCUUGGAAAACAUCAUCGAUAGAUUCUUAUCGUCCAUUUAUUGCUGUUUAUGUUCGCCGAUCGGAUAAGAUUAUUGGAAGAGAAAUGGAUCGAGCUUAUCCAUUGAAAGACUAUUUUGAUCUAUUUGAUGCAGACGCUCGUCGUGCCAACGUUUCCAAUAUCUAUGUAAAUUCUGAAGAUCCAAAAGCAUUCGAUGAAUUUGUUCAACUAAACCGACAAAAACAAGGUUACUACAAGUUAUUCAGUAUCAAAGCAAGAAAAAACAUUGUUUUCUCUUUGUUGCUACGCAUGCCUCGCAACCAGCGAGGACAAAUUAUCUAUGAAUUUCUCACUGAUCUAUUCAUCGAAGCAAAUGCAGAUCUUCAUGCAGGAACAUUAACUUCGAACUGGUGUCGACUUGUCGAUGAAUGGAGACUGACACUCGGAAAAGCGACAAUUUAUUACACACCAGAGAAGAAAUAUUUGUUUCGUUGA
Molecule: messenger RNA, 1239 nt
Organism: Adineta ricciae
Lineage: Eukaryota; Metazoa; Rotifera; Eurotatoria; Adinetida; Adinetidae
Source: the annotation of a GenBank genome assembly